This is a messenger RNA of Xyrauchen texanus (razorback sucker), 1183 nucleotides long. Its product is annotated as prefoldin subunit 3-like. NCBI's taxonomy places the organism in Eukaryota, Metazoa, Chordata, Actinopteri, Cypriniformes, Catostomidae. Gene Ontology annotation, biological process: tubulin complex assembly; microtubule-based process; protein folding. The transcript is spliced from 6 exons. Gene Ontology annotation, molecular function: tubulin binding. The record is from RefSeq and is a predicted model, not a curated record. Gene Ontology annotation, cellular component: prefoldin complex; cytoplasm. Bases 29 to 616 code for a protein of 195 amino acids.
AAGAGGAAGAGCCGUAUGUCUCUCCAAAAUGGCGACGACCAUAGAAAGUGGUAUUGCAGGAGCUGCGAAUAGGAAAAAACAUCUCGGAAUCCCCGAAGCAAUAUUUGUGGAAGAUGUGGAAUCCUUUAUGAAGCAGCCGGGCAAUGACACAGCAGACGCCGUGCUGAGGAAGCUGGAUGAACAAUAUCAGAAAUAUAAAUAUAUGGAGCUUAAUCUGGCUCAGAAGAAACUCAGGUUGAAAAGCCAGAUUCCACAAAUCAAACAGACAUUAGAAAUCCUACGACACAUGCAGAAAAAGAAGGACACUACAGAUCCCAUGGAGACACACUUUCUGUUGGCUGAUAACGUCUAUUGCAGGGCCUCUGUCCCCCCCACAGAUAAAGUGUGUUUGUGGCUUGGGGCUAAUGUCAUGUUAGAGUAUGAUAUCGAUGAAGCCCAGGCGCUAUUGGAGAAAAACCUGGCCACGGCCACCCGGAAUCUGGACUCUCUGGAAGAGGACCUGGACUUCCUUCGAGACCAGUUCACAACCACUGAAGUCAAUAUGGCACGUGUUUACAACUGGGAUGUCAAAAGAAGGAGCAAAGACAACCUCCUCAAAUCAGCUGAGCGGUCUUAGAAGACAGGACAUAAUUUGGUCCCACCCCACACAAAUUCCUUCCCCAUCAGAAAAUUCAUUUUCAUGUGUCUGUUUGCACAAACACCAACUGUUAUCUAUUGAUUUAUUACUUUUUAAAGUAUUUUUUCAAGUAAAAGGUAAAAAAAAAAAAUCAAACCUGUAAUAAUGGCAGUUUUCUUGUUUUCUUUUUUUAAUGACUAAGUAUUAGCUUUGUUUCAGUUGAGGUUCUCUCCACUUGUGUCUUCCUCUAUGCCCCUUUUGCUCUCAUUUGUUUGGCAAACAUCUGAGAUUACGGUUCUCUUGUUAAACUUCCCACACUUAUGGCUCUCAUAUUUCUUUCUGUGAAAUUCAGUUUACCAUAUUUUAGUGAGAGGGACCCUGUCAAAGUGCACAGUGACAACAUUAGGGAAGCAUCUUGUUCAUUUAUCAGCCUCUGCUUCCUCCUUUUUCUACGUCUCUUCCUUUCACACUUCCUUAUCCAAUGCCUGUUUUUUCACCUCUUUCAUCUGUACUUAUUUCUCCCAUUGUAUCCAUUAAACACUGAAUGAGGAAAGAAUAAUGAAGCGA